Messenger RNA from Colletes gigas, 7320 nucleotides. Its product is annotated as lateral signaling target protein 2 homolog. Bases 273 to 4022 code for a protein of 1249 amino acids. NCBI's taxonomy places the organism in Eukaryota, Metazoa, Arthropoda, Insecta, Hymenoptera, Colletidae. The transcript is spliced from 6 exons. Gene Ontology annotation, molecular function: metal ion binding. The record is from RefSeq and is a predicted model, not a curated record. Gene Ontology annotation, cellular component: early endosome membrane.
UCGUCAGUCAGUCGUACGGACGCGCGAUUCACGUUUCAUGUUCAGUUUCGGAUGCGUGGACCAAGCAAAAUCGUCGAUGAUCGUACGUUUAACUGUGAUACUACUUGACGAGAGAACUACGUUUCGUAUGCGAUCGACUAGUGGUGUCUCGUGGUGUGACGGUUUCUGCUAAGGUCGCAGUGGCACAUUUCACUAUGUCGCAAGUGCUCUGGCUGCAAAAGGCGCAGUGACGACUCGCCCGUGAGCCUGCCGACAUCCUCGACGGCCCCGCGAUGGAGUCUAUCAGAAAAUGGUUCUACAGACCUAAGAGAGACGACACGAGUUUACUCGCUCAGUUUUUCUACGCGGACGAGUCCCUGAACGCCGUCGCCUGCGAGCUGGAUUCCUUCGAUGGCAGACAGGAGCCAGAGAGAUGCACCACGCUGGUGAAUCAGCUUCGCCAUUGUCAGGACAAGGUGCUGACGAUAUGCAGCCAGAUAAUGGACGACCUGAUACCGGAGAGCAGGGCGAAUCGGGAUUUCAGGGUGAAGUUCCCCGACGACGUGAUGCAGGAGAACCUGGCCGGCCAGUUAUGGUUCGGCGCGGAAUGCUUAGCGGCUGGAUCCUCCAUCAUGAACAGGGAAGCUGAAAGUUCAGCCAUGAGGCCGUUGGCUAAGGCUCUGACAAAGUCGCUGGAUAUCGUCAGGAAUUUGCUCAGAGAGCACGCGCUGAAAGGUCACAUGAACCUGAAGUUCAUUUUUCAGACGCAAAACCCGUUGGAUCCGUUGCUGGAGAAGCUGAUCGAGUCGUUGAAGAUCUUCGACCGACUGUUCGCCGAUUUUGAAUUGUGCUACGUAGGCGCCAUGGUACCGGUGAAAUCGACGAAGGAGUACGAACAGCAGGAACUCGUGUGCGUUUUAUUUUCGGAGACACUGCAAAGAGCUCUCGAGCGCGGAUUGCUCAGCCAGGCCGACGUGGAUAAUUACGAGCCAGCCCUGAUGUUUACUAUUCCUCGUUUGGCGAUUGUUUCCGGUCUCUUGGCCCCGCCGGGAGGCCCGUUGUGCCUCAAUUCCCCCGACAACAUUAGUGAAAUGUUUAGACCUUUUAGGACGCUUCUUCUAAAAAUAAGAGAGCUUCUGUGGACGUUAAAUAAUCGCGAGCUGUACAUGUUGGAGAAACUGUUGUGCUCGAACGAGGAACCGUCGGGUCCUAUCACGCAGUCGUCAAAGUCUGCGUGCCAGGACAUACCAGACCUGGAGGAGUUCGUUCACAAUUUUUAUACCGGUUAUCCGAACUGCAAAGACUUCAUCGUAGAUUUUUACACAGUGACGAGGAAUACGGGAAACAAUAUGGACGAGGUGGCGAACGACGUAAUUGAAACAUUGACGGAAGAGAACGUCGAUCGUUCGGCAGAGAGAAGGACCGAUCGGUUAGAGGAUAGGCACAGAGAAACGAGGAUAAAUAUCACGGAAACCGGGCCUAAUCGCGUGAGCGUUACAACGGACAGGUACGAGGAAAGUGUUGUUAGGUGCAACGGUGGCUCGAGGACAUUGUGUGAACGGGAUUGUGUCGGUAACGAAGUGCGAUACAACGUUAAGAAAUCUUACGAUUCGAACAGCAGAGGUCAAUCCUGCGACGGGAGUCCUUGCUCGAGAAGGGACGAGGAGAACGCAAGUCCUGUUUUCAUGGAGCAAGGCAGCGCGGCUCGGAACGCUGACGAGAGUAGUGUGUCCAGUACCAGCGAGAGCCAGUGCAACAAUCAUCUGCACAAGCAACAGGACGAAUUCAUGACCACGGAUAUAUCGGAGAUGCUAGGCGGCUCCGAGAACAUCGAGAUACCUCAGACGCAGUAUCUGCUCAAUCAGGUCUCGCACGAGAACAACGUGACGGGCGAGACGGUGCACAUACAGAACUCACUGCCAGACCUGGACUCGAAGAAGUUGAUAUCCGAGGCGAACAAGACCCUGUCGAACCUUCUGCUGGACGGCGACUGUCAGAACGAGAUGUCGGAGCAGACGGACUCGGGUAUCUGCACGGUGAUAUCGUCGGAGAACACCAGUCUCUACGACAAGAGCCCGGAAGAGAAGAAAACGUUCGCCAACGAGAUACACCACGACGAGCAGAACUUGGACGACGAGGACACGCAAGAGAACACCAGCUACUCUUGCUCGAAUCUCAACUCGCCCAAGAGGAAGAGCUCCACGAUCUCCGACAAUUCGUGCGUCUGUAGCCUGAGAAGCGUGAAAACCGUGUCGUCGCUGGACCAUUCCAUCGAAGUGUACAAUCUGCACUCGGCCAGCACGGAGGCCGCGAAAAACAUUCCAAGGAUAUCGUCGAACUUCGACGGAACGAACGAGGAGUUCGUCGGCGUCGCGUACGGUAACGGUCACAUAUCCGUGUGCGAUUCAAACCAGUCGAGCUUUCAGAUCAAUUACACCGAGAAUUGGGAGAAUCUGAAUCUGAACAUCGAUGCGUCCACGUCCAGGAAGGAGUUCUGGAGCGACCUGAAGUGCGAGAAUUGUCCGUCCACGUCGCAGAACAUCGGGAAGAUCGGCACGAAGAUCGAGCAGUACGCGCAGGACAAGAUGGCGUCGAGGAAAGUCAGGUACGAGAAGCAGAAGCGACGUCAUCAGCGCAAACACGAGAGGAACAACGGGCAGAUCGUUCAUCGGGCGAUGCAGGAGAGCAGAACGACAAAUUUUCCGAACGUACGGUCCGCCACGAGCACGGAGAGCUCCAGGUCGAACUCGACGGAUCGUUGCUUGAACCCCAGAUUGAUCAGCUACGGGGCCAGUUUGCAUCCUAGCCAGAACACCAGGCAAAUGCCAAACUUUGGUAGCCAUAGUCCGCGCGCCAGCCCGAGGUUGCAGCAUUUCGAGACCCGCGGCGCGCCGGCGUCCGGCCAACGAACCUGCAGCGUCGCCUCGAAGGCUCAGAGAAACUUGUCGCCGCAGAAUCGGAAGCUUCUGGAUCACAGGAGAUCCAGGUCGGAGCAAAUCAGUCGAAUGAAGAGGAGGGAUCUCGAGAAGAGGGACAAGCAGCAGGAACGCGUCAAUCCGCGCUCGGAACAGACCAAGAGGAAAUUGGGAAACAGAAGUCCGAACGAACUGAUGAACGACGGUUUGGGACCAAGGACGGACAAGAGUGGCCUGGUGACGGAGCCAGUUUCACCCAUGAUACCUCAGAACAUUUCUUACGGGACGCAGAAUGCAACAAAAGACAAUAAUACACAGAGAACCACACGAGCGAUAAGACUGGUAAACGCAUCGGCAGUCCCCGGAACACAGUCUUUCAAUACAGAUCAUUCGUUGAUUCGCAAACCGGACGUCGCGUCCAGCUCCAGUUGUUCCAGCUAUUGCGACUCGAGCUCAGAGACCAGCGAGUUCCAGAGCGACUGUCAGGACGACGAGGAGAUCGCACUGGCGAUGCAAGCCGCCGAGAUCGCGAAUAGGAAUCAGAUUCGAGCGAAAUUUCGAUCGUCGGAAGAUCUUGUCCAUCGACUGUUCGUGUGCAUAGCAGGGGUGGCUGAUCAGUUGCAGACGAACUUUGCAUCGGAUCUGCGCAAUAUUUUAAAGUGCGUGUUCCUUAUGAACAGUAGUCAAACCGUAGAGGACGGAGAGACGAAAGAUGAAAGUUUAACGACGGAUAAUCAGACGACGAGUCCUUUAAACGAUACGGGUAUCGAUCGCGAACGACAAGAUUCGUUGCAGGAAUACGAAGAGGAUUUAGAAGAGACUCCAGCAACGAAUGACCAAAAUCCUAUUUCUCCUGUAACCGAACGUGGAGAAGAGUGCGUGGAGAGGGCGCCAGCCUGGAUUCCCGACAACGACGCGCCAAGGUGUAUGGCUUGUCAGGCAGGAUUCACCGUGGUGCGACGAAGGCAUCAUUGCAGAAACUGCGGCAAGGUGUUCUGCGGUCGUUGCAGCAGCAACAACGUUCCCCUGCCUCGUUACGGUCACACAAAACCCGUAAGAGUGUGCAACAGGUGUUUUCUCUAUCAGGUGACGCCGUUCACCGUUUCCCAAGUAACGCCCGCGAGCUGAACAUUACCAGAAUACCACGGUAUAACUUAGGGAAUCGUUAUUCUUCGUUCAAUAACGUUCUUAUUAAUAUUCUCCUGACAUUGAGCCGUGUACCCGCACGCAGAUCAUUCGUUAUCCAUCUUCUGAUAGGGAUACGUUGUUUCGGUGUCCGUCGCUUAGAUAAACGUUACGAAGUAUAAUAUGUAUGUAUUAAGCAUACAUACUCGCAUACGAAGAUAUAUGGAAAAUCCAGUGGUGUGGUAUUUUUCCGAUUUUGACUUAAUCCGGACUCGUCGAACGAUCGUAGUCAGCUAGAAAACGUUGCAUAUUUGUGUAACAGGAGGCCCAAGGGCAUGUAUAAUUUUUUUUUUUUUUUUUUUUUUUUAUUUUUUUAUCGAAGAAACUCGAGUUUAAAGAAGCGAAAUUAUUUUGAAAUCUAUCAAAGAUACGAGAAAGUUUAUUAGUCGAAUGUUUCGUGGUUUUCUAUUCGAAUUCACUUGUUUACAAUAUUUUUUAUGUUCAUGAUUUUGUUCGUAGUAAAAAAACUACAUGAAACAACAUUUUACACGUCGUAUUCUCUCAUUUUUAGAGUUAAUGAGUACCUCGCAUGUGGUAAACCCUGAGUGAUAGUAUAUGUAUAUUAGGGAUUUCACGUAUAGUCAACACGUUGACUGUCAUGCCAGUUUUUAAUGUCUAGAAAUGUCUUCGACAUUUCUCAAAAUUAUAGUGACCAAAAAUAGAAAUAUUCGUUGAUUCAAUGGUGACUCGUUAUUUUAAACCAUUCCGGAUGCCAGUAGGAUUAUUUAAAAUGUUAUAAUCAUAGUCGUCGAUCAAACUUAGUGAAAAUAUUAUUUUAUAUAAUGAAAGAAAACUCACGAAUAGUAAAAGAGAUACAUCUUCUGUGAUCAGUUUGAAAAUAGAUGACGUACUGAUUUUAAAAUCGGAUUAGUUGGCCGCUAGACAUUAAGCAAACUGUAACAGAUGAAUAGAAAGAGAGAGAGAGAGAGAAACAAAAUGGUACAUACAAAAUUUAUUAACCAUUUUCCUUUUAAUCACCGCAUUGGUUCCUUCGUUUACUUUCUGAAAAAAAAUUCAUUUACAGAUCAACGGUCUCAUUCUGUAUAGAUGAAUUCAAAAUUAAGGUAUUUUUUCAUGAAAAAAUAUGUGAAUUCCACUGGGUACAGACUAAAUGUCACGAAUUCGUGCGAAACUAAUUAAAAAUAAUAGUCAAUCAAAAAUGUUUAAACUCGAGGGGUUGGAGAUCAAAAAAUAUACAUGUCCCUUAUUUUUCUCCGCUCGAUAAAUAUGUAUAUUUCAUUACGAACAGGUGUAAAUUUAUGGACUGUUCGUAGUCAAAUGUGAAUCGGAUAAAAGGAAUAAAUGAAAAAUCGAAACAAUAUCGACAUCAUCCUCGAAUUCUUUGCGUUGAUUUGUACACUUACGUGCACUUAAAUCGUAAUGUUAGAUAUAUCCGGCGUCGAUCGCAAAUAUUUUUUCACGUCGUGGUCAAACAUUUUUAAAGGAGUCGAUUUCCAAAUCGCUCGUACUGGAAUCGUACUGAAUAAAAAGAGAAAACAAAACUAAAAAAAAAAAAAAAAAAAGAAACGCAGUUGCUUUUAUCCUAGGAUAACGCGAUAUUGUACAGAAUAUUCCUUGUAUUGUAAAUCGAGUUCGUCUCUGUCUCUUUUGUCAAUUCUCUUCAUCGAAGUUCCGUUUAUAUCUUAUCUACUUCCGUUAGGUGUGUUCAUUUAAUAUAAGCAAUAGAAUGUCUCAUCGUGUCAUGCUUUGAUCGCACGAGGAUCGUUCGGUUUCUUUGUAAAUGCUGUAAUAAAUUGUGGGUGUAACUUUCGAGGUGAAUUCCGAAUGUUAGAACGACCAGAAGAUUUCUUUUCAAAUGUUUUCGCGCGUGCGAUCUUGUUUUUGAAUUACAGCCUUUUUUGUGCCUGUGUAGGGUAAAACUUUGAACCUUCGUGUAUGAUUCUUUGCGUGUAUGUGUGUUUGCACAUUUUCAUAAUGUUCUGUAAAGAGUUUUAGUUAUGCAGAUUACAUGAAAAAAUCCUAUUCCUUGUACCUUAUAAAAAAAAAAAGUGUAUUUACAAAAAGUUAGGAAAAACACGUUGAAAGCAUCCAAGAUAAACAAUAAUGAAUUUUGUAAUCUGCACUCUAUUGAAAAUUUUCAACAGUGCUUUCUAUAAGUAAUUGACAAACGACUGGUACGACACAAAAAUAGCUGCAAUUCAAGAAUAAUACCAAACAGGGAAAAAUGUUUGCAUAAGUUCUUUUUACUAAAUCCCCCCCCAAAUCGAAUUCAUCUCUAUAAUUAUGCCUACAUUGUACAAUCUGUUCUGUGUAAACACAGUGCAGCCCGUGUUCUCGACUGGAUCAGAUUUAAUCGCUUUGUGAGAAAGAGAAUAAGGACCGUCGAUGUCGUAUAAACUAUAUGUAUAAUUGCGAGAGCUGAAGAAUAUUUCGGUACAUUGCGUUGUAAAAUAGAGAUAUUUGUAUUUAUAUAUAUACAUAUACAUACGUACAUAUGUAUUUAAUUUUGGAAUAUACUCUUUUUAGGUAAACGCAGGAAUCUUUAAUAAGAUAGCUAAAAGAAAAGAAAGGUUUCAAGGAACACUGUUCGAAAGUCGACGAGAAGGGGAUUAUUAUCCGUAGACUGAUAAAGAAAAUCCUUGUAUUGCGUCUGACCUUAACUAUAUCAAACGUUCGAUCGUCAAUAGUGAUUCAAGCGAUUUUUAAAUUGUUGAUAUCAAACUAGAAAGAAGAGAUGCGUAGACAAAACGUGAUUGUAAUCGUUACCAUCGUCUCGACGAAACACUUUCGUUUCGAAUGUCGCGUCUAUCUUACGCGUUGCACAUCGUCGUAGACGAUACAUUAGCGUCGGUGUGCAUUCUAAGCAACGUUGUUGUUCGGUCACAUGCGCAUCCCCCUCCUGAGAAAAACAAAGUAGCACAGUUUAGAGCAGUGGUGGGGAACCUUCCGUCGCUGGAAGGCUGUGUAUCGCUUCAUGGAUUUCUCACAAAGCCGCACACUCAUCUACAAUACAAUUUGACGAAAUUAUAACGAGAUACUUACCUGAAUAUAAGUUAAUGCCUUUCUAGGAACCCGUAAAUCAGCGAACGAUCUUUUAAUCUACGUAUUUUUAUACGACAGUUACGAGCUAGGACUAGGAUCAGGACUACUUUGUCGAAUUUUUCUGUAUUUGAAUAUAAAUUUUAGUAGACGUUGAUUAUGAAUCAAGUAGUCCCUGUCCUGGCGCGAGUAUACGAAUACUUUGAUAUUUGAAUAACGGCGAAUAGUGAUAUUCGAAGUA